Cygnus atratus (black swan) is the source of this 7275-nucleotide messenger RNA. RefSeq names its product protein tyrosine phosphatase receptor type J (gene PTPRJ). The transcript is spliced from 25 exons. Gene Ontology annotation, molecular function: protein tyrosine phosphatase activity; cadherin binding. Lineage: Eukaryota; Metazoa; Chordata; Aves; Anseriformes; Anatidae. Gene Ontology annotation, biological process: protein dephosphorylation; angiogenesis. The coding region runs from base 83 to 4234 and encodes 1383 amino acids. The record is from RefSeq and is a predicted model, not a curated record.
CGGGCGGCGCGGGGCCAUGGCUCCGGGGGAGGCGGUGUCGGGCUGAGCGGCCGGCUGCGCGCCGGGAGCGCUCUCCGCCACCAUGAGGCGGCUGCCGCGGCUCCUGCCUUGCCUCCUCCUCCUCCUCCUGCUGCCGCUGCUCCUGCUGCCUGCCGAGGUCAGAUGUACAAUUGCCUGCACUGAGGAUUGCAGAUCAAAAAACUUAAUUGCAGACAUGGGAACCAGUAGUAAUGAUGAUUUAUCAGUAAACUCUACAAGUAGGAACAAAAGAUCAUCAGGGGAUGUGCCACUACCUGAGCCCAGCAAAGUUCUUGAUCUCCAGGUAGUGGAUGUUGGUGUGACAUCUGUCAACUUGACAUGGAGGGUGAACAACACUGCUUCGGACCCGUACACAUACAGGAUAGAGGUUGCAAAUGGUACCUCCAUUUGGAACAAGACGUCAAAUGUCAAGGAAGCCGAAAUUACGGAGUUAAUCCCUGGGACAAAAUAUAAUUUCACGGUAUUUGCAGUAGCGGCUGAUGGUCAGACGGAAGGAGAAGGAGUGUCCGUAAGCCAGUAUACAAAGCCCAGCAAAGUUCUUGAUCUCCAGGUAGUGGAUGUUGGUGUGACAUCUGUCAACUUGACAUGGAGGGUGAAUGACAGUGCUUCGGACUCCUACACGUACAGGAUAGAGGUUGCAAAUGGUACCCCUGUUAGGAACGAGACGUCAAAUGUCAAGGAAGCUGAAAUUGCGGAGUUAAUCCCUGGGACAAAAUACAGUUUCACAGUAUUUGCAGUAGCGGCUGAUGGUCAGACGGAAGGAGAAGGAGUGUCCGUAAGCCUGUAUACAAAGCCCAGCCAAGUUCUGGACCUCAAGGUAGCAGAUGUUGGUGUGACAUCUGUCAACUUGACAUGGAGGGUGAACGACAAUGCUUCGGACUCCUACACGUACAGGAUAGAGGUUGCAAAUGUUAGGAACAAGACGUCAAAUGUCAAGGAAGCCGAAAUUACGGAGUUAAUCCCUGGGACAAAAUAUAAUUUCACAGUAUUUGCAAUAGCGGCUGAUGGUCAGACGGAAGGAGAAGGAGUGUCCAUAAGCCAGUAUACAAAGCCCAGCAAAGUUCUUGAUCUCCAGGUAGUGGAUGUUGGUGUGACAUCUGUCAACUUGACAUGGAGGGUGAAUGACAGUGCUUCGGACUCCUACACGUACAGGAUAGAGGUUGCAAAUGUUAGGAACAAGACGUCAAAUGUCAAGGAAGCCGAAAUUACGGAGUUAAUCCCUGGGACAAAAUAUAAUUUCACAGUAUUUGCAAUAGCGGCUGAUGGUCAGACGGAAGGAGAAGGAGUGUCCGUAAGCCAGUAUACAAAGCCCAGCAAAGUUCUUGAUCUCCAGGUAGUGGAUGUUGGUGUGACAUCUGUCAACUUGACAUGGAGGGUGAAUGACAGUGCUUCGGACUCCUACACGUACAGGAUAGAGGUUGCAAAUGGUACCCCUGUUAGGAACGAGACGUCAAAUGUCAAGGAAGCUGAAAUUGCGGAGUUAAUCCCUGGGACAAAAUACAGUUUCACAGUAUUUGCAGUAGCGGCUGAUGGUCAGACGGAAGGAGAAGGAGUGUCCGUAAGCCUGUAUACAAAGCCCAGCCAAGUUCUGGACCUCAAGGUAGCAGAUGUUGGUGUGACAUCUGUCAACUUGACAUGGAGGGUGAACGACAAUGCUUCGGACUCCUACACGUACAGGAUAGAGGUUGCAAAUGUUAGGAACAAGACGUCAAAUGUCAAGGAAGCCGAAAUUACGGAGUUAAUCCCUGGGACAAAAUAUAAUUUCACAGUAUUUGCAAUAGCGGCUGAUGGUCAGACGGAAGGAGAAGGAGUGUCCGUAAGCCAGUAUACAAAGCCCAGCAAAGUUCUUGAUCUCCAGGUAGUGGAUGUUGGUGUGACAUCUGUCAACUUGACAUGGAGGGUGAAUGACAGUGCUUCGGACUCCUACACGUACAGGAUAGAGGUUGCAAAUGGUACCCCUGUUAGGAACGAGACGUCAAAUGUCAAGGAAGCUGAAAUUACGGAGUUAAUCCCUGGGACAAAAUACAGUUUCACAGUAUUUGCAGUAGCGGCUGAUGGUCAGAUGGAAGGAGAAGGAGUGUCCGUAAGCCAGUAUACAAAGCCCAGCAAAGUUCUUGAUCUCCAGGUAGUGGAUGUUGGUGUGACAUCUGUCAACUUGACAUGGAGGGUGAAUGACAGUGCUUCGGACUCCUACACGUACAGGAUAGAGGUUGCAAAUGGUACCUCCAUUUGGAACGAGACGUCAAAUGUCAAGGAAGCCGAAAUUGCGGAGUUAAUCCCUGGGACAAAAUACAGUUUCACAGUAUUUGCAGUAGCGGCUGAUGGUCAGACGGAAGGAGAAGGAGUGACUGUAAACAAAUCCACAGUUCCUUCCUCAGUGAAUUCAUUUCAGUGUGAAUCGGUGGCUAAUAUGUCUUACCUAAUGCUGAAGUGGGAAUGUCCUUAUGGUCACUAUUCUGGCUUCACCAUUAAAAUAUCUAAUGGUUCUUGGGUUAUAAAAGAAGAAGAGAGUCAGUCCUGUUCAGGAGAAGGCUUCAAAACAUCACCUUUGGAUUAUUUCAAAACCUAUAAUGUUACUGUUACAACUUUUUCAAAUGAUGAUACAAGUUCUCCAGUGCAGAAAACAUGUAAAACAAGCAUUACAGAUCCACCUACUCCAAAAUCAGCUCCUGUAGUCAAGGUGCUUAGUCACAACUCAUUGUCUGUUGAAUUUUUUGAUUUUGAGUCACUGUAUGGACCAUUAAAAGCCUAUGCAGUAAUGAUCAUAACAGAAGAAGAAGGUUGUCCACCUUUGAAGUCUAAAUUGAACUACACAUACGAAGAUUUCAAGAAAAAGAAGACCGGCACCUAUGUGACUUAUGUCGCAGACACAGAGAAGGCAAAACUACCUUCUUUCCGUUCUCAGAACGUCAUCGAUGUAGGCAAGGGAAACACCAUGUAUGGCUAUAAAAAUGGACCAUUGACUCCACUUCAUUCAUACAGGGCAAGUGUUGCAGGCUUCACUAAUAUAAGCUUUACUGCAGAAAACAUCAUUAUGGAAGAACAUAGUUAUGUAUCAUUUUCACCCUGUUCUGACAAGGUUUCGUUACCCCAGGAUCCAGGUGUUAUUGCUGGAGCUGUUAUUGGAUGCCUUUUAGCUAUAUUGGCUGUAGUCGCUAUAGGGGGUUACAUAUUCUGGACAAGGAGAAGGAAAGAUAAAAGGAAUACUGAAGUGUCCUUUUCUCCAAUUAAAUCAAAAAUGAUUAAAGUGGAGAACUUUGAGUCCUACUUUAAGAAGCAGCAAGCAGACUCCAACUGUGGUUUUGCUGAAGAGUAUGAGGAACUCAAGUCUGCUGGUGUUCAUCAGCCCAAAUUUGCUGCUGAAAUCCCAGAGAACAGGGGGAAAAAUAGAUACAAUAAUGUCUUACCAUAUGAUAUUUCGCGUGUUAAACUUUCGGAUCUGAACUCUGUAACCGAUGAUUAUAUUAAUGCAAACUAUAUGCCUGGCUAUAUCUCAAAGAAGGCAUUUAUUGCUGCACAAGGUCCUUUAUCCAAUACUAUAGAAGACUUCUGGCGCAUGAUUUGGGAAAAGAAUAUCUACUCUAUAGUUAUGUUGACGAAAUGUGUUGAACAAGCCCGGACAAAAUGUGAGCAAUAUUGGCCAGACAAACAAGGCGAGACCUAUGGUGACAUUGCUGUGACAAUGGUCUUGGAGACUGUUCUUCCAGAAUGGACAAUAAGGGACUUCAAUGUAGAAAAUGCCAACACACAGGAGAGCCGCAUGGUGCGUCAGUUCCAUUUCACCUCCUGGCCUGAUCACGGAGUGCCAGAGACAACAGACCUGCUCAUCAACUUCAGACACCAUGUUCACGAAUACAGCAGUCAAAAUCCUAUUGACUCUCCUGUUCUAGUGCACUGCAGUGCUGGUGUCGGGAGGACAGGGACAUUCAUUGCCAUUGACCGCCUGAUUCAGCAGAUUGAAAUUGAGAAUACUGUGGAUGUGUAUGGAGUGGUGUAUGAUCUUCGAAUGCAUCGACCUUUAAUGGUGCAGACUGAGGACCAGUACGUCUUCCUAAACCAGUGUGUCAUGGAUAUUAUUAGAUCCCAGAAAGACAAGAAAACAGAUCUUAUUUACCAAAACACAACAGCAAUGGCAAUCUAUGAAAAUUUCACACCUGAGCCAGGCUUUGGGAAGGCUAACGGCUACCAUGCGUAGCCUGGAAGGAACGCAGUGUCUCCAAGAGGUGUUGUCUGCGCAUAAGAAAGGGAGACGUUCUACGUAUGUUUUCCGGGAUUGUGUGCAGUGUCUUACAUUUGGUUUCUCCAAUUUUGUCCUUAUAUGAAGAUGUGAUCUACAGGACAAAAACAGUGCUGGCAGGAGCCAAGGAUUGUUAUAAAAAGAAAAUACUUAAAGUUAACAGAGGAAUUUUUGCUUUUUCUUGGGAAUUUAACAGUACUGAUAGGUGAAAUAGCAUUUACAGUACGAACAAUGAACUAGAAUUUCAAUAUUAAAAUAAUAACACAAGCUUUUUAUUACAAUUUUAUAUGAUUUCAUUUACAGACACCAGGCUUGUGGGCUGUUUUAAUAUAUUUAAUUAUAAGUUUCAGGAACAUAUUUUAUCUACUGUAUCUGGUUACUUAGCUAAUAGAUAUGUGUCUCUGUGAUCUUUUUUUUUUUCCUGAGUGUUCCUUUUUAUUUAAAACAGGAGUACAAACACCUCCUCCAAAUGGACAUUUGUACUUGGAAAUUGUGCCUUUUCUAGUUGCUACUCUAGAAAAAAAAACAGCAGAGAUUCUAUUUUUGUACUGAAACUCUUAAUGAGAACACAGAUUUUUAAAUAAGGCUUAUGUCAAACCUAACUGUAGUUGCACUGUUGGCAGGACUCUCCAGAAGUUUGGAGGUGAGCUUUGUUUUUGCAUUUCACCAUGAAUAUCCCCUGCCUUAAUGUUUCGGUGCCUCUGCUAGAGGAAAAGGAGUGUGGUGUGUCACUCCAAGCUUUAACUAUAGUGAAAAACUGAGCGAGUAUGUGAAUGUGUGCGCGGGGGUGUGUGUGGGUGUGUAUGAAGGAGAGAAUAGCUCCUCCCUGUUCCUGGCUGAUAUUCCUGUUUUUAUAAAAUUUGUAAUGAUUUAUUUAAAGGUGCAAUAUAUGAUUUACUGAAUAAUGAUCACUCUAUUCUAAUAGAGUUUUACUCAGGUUGGUGUCUUUUUAUCAUUGUUGUUUUUCCUCAAAUGUAUAAAUCUGUGAAAAUGUUGAACUAAGGUUCCAAGUGUCCAAGCACUCCCAAACAGAUUGACUGGCUUUACUGUUUCUACCAAAACAAAUUGCACAAAGUUCUGCUGUAAAGACCAACUUCUCGGUUGAUUUAGCCGUUCAAAACUGAGACAUAUCUUACCUGCCUGCAUCUCAUUGAUCUAAUGUAAUUGUUUUGUAAUUGUUUGCAAUGUACUGCUGCUGUUAUUUUAACUGGUCCUUUUAAAAACAGAACAAACAAGCAGAAAACCCCUAGUUUGCUGAUUUUGCAAGCCAAGGAUUUGAUUGGAUUUUGCUGGUACAUAACUGCUAGACUUGUGAAGGCAUUACCAAUGAAGGACUUCUGAAGUAGUUUGGGGGUGUGUUGUUUUUUGGUCUUUGGAUCAUUGCACUGGUUGCAUUGCAAAGGAAUAUGAAGUUUAUGAAUAAUGCUAUAGAAUAGCUCUAAAGUGAUGAAAAUCUUGUGAAGGUUUAAUAAUCAGAGUCCCUGAAGUUCUGCUGCUUUUUGUUUGUUUGUUUGUUUGUUUUAGCAGAGUUGUCAAAAAUAGCUACAUAUAUUAGGAGUAUAUGUGGUAUUACAGUGGAACCUGGCGACCUCGCAGAAUCCACUGUUAGCAGAAGAAAAUGUAGGAAUUCCUGGUGUAGAACUGUAAAUUUACAGAUAACCAGAGGAAUUUUUUACACCCGGUGUGAAAUGGUGGUGUGCUAGGUGAGCAAAACUGGAGGACAAACCACAAAGUGCUUCAGUUUUUUAUUUUUUUGUAGCAGCCACUUGUGGGUUCUUGAAUAUUUUUUCUUUCUCUGAUUUUUUUUUUUAAAUCAGUACACAUACACACAAAAACAAAACAAAAAAAACCUCCAAAGCUCAUGCAUGAGGUUAGUGAUCCUGCCCAACGCAAUCCAAAAUGGCAGUCCACAUAGUUGAUCUCACCCAGCAUUCUUCCUAAGCUGCUGUCAUAUGACAAACAGAAGUAAACCACUGGGACCAAACAGAACCAUUCCAAAGGAACUGGGAGGAAGAAAGGCCUGCCCCUUACAGUCAUGUUAUUUUUUCUUCCUUUCAGUCUUCUAAGUGCAGAGCACAGAACCAGCAUUCCUUAUUCCAGGUCCUGCAGGAACUUGCUGCCUUAGGGUGGUGAAUGAAUGCUCUGUUGCUUCAGAAGUCCUUGUUCUAUACAGCACAGAGGAGAGGGAGAUGAAUCUUCUACUUUAGAUUGUGCGUUUGCAUUAUAUUGCAGUGGAACAUCAGAACCAGCUAGCGUAGUGUUUCUGCCCAACCACCUUUUCUUGCAGAAAACAAAAGUAUCUGUCCCAUUCUUUUGAUGUUGGAAGCAGGUGCCAGUCUCCCUUGUGUCAGUAUCUAAUGAAUAUCCAUUUUUAACACCAUUGUAUCCACUUCCAACACUUCUGUGAUUUCCCAACACUGAAUCACUGUGAGAAGAGACAGAAGUUUGAACUAAAUGAUCCCAGGGUUAGGUGGAAAAGGUUGGUAAGGCUUAAAAUGCUUUAAAUGAAGUUGGCUCUAUUGUCCCUGUAAGUAGGCCAUGCUUCAUAGGAUAUCUAUUCAGGAAGAACGGGAUUACAGGUAACUAGGGUUCUCUUGUGGAUCCUUUUUGGCCAAUGUGACUUGAAUCCUGGCAAAUAUUUUUUCCCUGCAUUCUGAUGUUCGCUGUGUUAUAAUUGCUGCGAUCUCUCUCUUCAUUCAGUGUUUUCUCUUGCUGUUGCUCAUCUAAACUGAUUUACUUUCCAGGCUCAAAGCUCUACUGUGUGGCAAUGACAUCUCCUGCAUUUCUGUUUUACACUUCUUCCCAUUUGGGGCCUGCUUAAGAAGGGAAAAGUUGAUGCGUUUCACAUAAGUGACUGUUAGUUAAAUAUCUUGAUAUGAUGUACAAAUUUUAUUGUUUUCUUAUUUGUUGUACAGGAAAUUUCAGCACAUCUAUAAUGUUUUUAAUUGAUUUGUUUUUAAAAAUAUAAAAGUAACAAUUAAAAAGCAUCAUCCUAGAGC